Rhodamnia argentea is the source of this 2609-nucleotide messenger RNA. RefSeq lists its product as uncharacterized. Lineage: Eukaryota; Viridiplantae; Streptophyta; Magnoliopsida; Myrtales; Myrtaceae. The record is from RefSeq and is a predicted model, not a curated record. The transcript has 4 exons. Bases 223 to 2367 code for a protein of 714 amino acids.
CUCUUUGUCUUACGACCUUCCAUUUCUUUGCGCUAUCGCCAGGGAAAACCGAAGCCCCGAAUAUUCCGUUGCCCAAGUUAUUCUCAUCUCUCGCUCUCUCGGGGUCUCUCUCGCCGGCGAUAUUCGCCGUCUCCCAGCUCGGAAUCAGCGUUUUUCCGGUUCGUAAUCGCGAGGAUCUUCGAGCGGUGUACCUGAAUUCGGCUGAGUAUAUCGAGAUUCGCCAUGGCCGGCUCUGGCGACAGAGAAAACGAGGAGAAUCGCGGAACACGACCUGACGGCGGCGAGGUCAACGAUUCGUCGUCGAUCGGCGCGUCUUCGGUGGAGUCCGGACCGAGCUCGAGGGUUUCGAGGGGGGUCGGCGAGGAGAUUGGCAUGGCGGAGAGGUUGACGGACAUUUUCGUCGGGGAAGGCGACGGAGAUCUGUUGAUGCAGCGGAGCGAUCGGGAGGAUAGGGUUUUGCAGUGGCUGCAGGCGCUCGAUAUGCAAGUGAUCGGCGCUUGUCGCGCGGAUGAGAGGUUGAAGCCGUUGUUGAAGUCGAGUGGGUCAGGCAGUGCGGCUGAGGAUCGGUUGUUGGCUCACCUUAGUCAGCACUUUGAGCCUGCGGAAGUUGGAAUUCUGGCCAGAUGCUUUUGCAUGCCACUUGUUUCAAUUCGCGUUGGCAAGAUAAACAAGCAAGGGACUCUUCUUUGCCCCACCCCGACAAGGGGGACCUUGAAUCUUAGUCUUUUGCCAACAUCUGAUUUGCGCUUGUCAUUUGUUGGGGACCAUGGUCAGACAGAGAGGCUAGUUACUUUAAGCAGCUCGACCGAAUCUUCUUCCCUUGUGAUUGAGGAAAUAUCUGAAGAUACUUCGGGAAGAUCAUUUGUUCUCAAAAUGCUGGAUGGGAAUGCAUUUUACUUUUGGUGCUCAGAGAAAUCAAAGCUCCUGGGAAUUGAAUUGCUUAGAAAGAUGAGGGAUUUACUCAAUCAGAGACCUACUGUUGCUGAAUUGACUGGAAUUGAUGGGUCACGUCUUGAGUGCUUUGCAAUUCACCUUCGAGCAUAUCUAAUGGGACCGGUUGUAAGUAAAAGCCAAGCUAGUUCUUCAGGCUUGCCAAUCCUGUCAGAUGGUAUUGCGAAUGAUGUUCCCAGUGCAAGUGAGAAUAUGCAAACGUUUGCUUCAUCUAAUUCCCUUCGCCCCCAUUAUUCCAGCAGUCAAGUAGUAAAGUCUAAUUCAUGCCAUCAAGGCCUCAGUCCCAGAGCGACUUCGUUUAAAGAAGGUCUUGCCAAAAACUUGACCGCAAGGAGCACGAGAGAGAAGUUGAGGAAGCUUGGGGAGAAUCACUUUGCAGCAGUUGAUAACUUGUCAGCUUCUUUACCAAUCGUUGCUGAUACUUUCAAUUCAAGUUCUUGCAACAUCCUACAAACGCAAGAUUCACAGGGGAACAAUUCAUUUACUCCUUCCAAUGUCCUGGAAUCACUAGGGAAAUUGACAUUCCCACCCUGUUUGAGCACAUCGUCUCAAGUUCCUUCUCUAUGUCAACCGAUUUUCUCCCCAUACUACUGUCUGUGCCCUCCUGGGGCAUCGACACUGGAACGCCCAGAUCCACCUCCAGCACUCGCUUCUGCUUCAAAUGGAUAUUCAGUUCCAUCUUUAUCUGCUUUACUACCUCCUGUGCCUUCCAGUUUAUUAAUGACGGCACCACCUUUAAACUUGGAAGAUCUUCCUCCGCUAGACUUUCCAACUAUUCUUCAAGAUCCGUUGGCCUGUCUACCAAUGCCCACUUCUCAACAAAUCCCAACCUUUACGCCUCUGAUGUGCGAUCCGAUUGUUCACAUUCCAGUUAUUGAUGUCUGUUCUGCAGGACAAGGUUACCUGGUGAGCGCGGGGCCCACCAUCACGACUGCUAUUGGGCCCCUGAACCCUAAACUGGUGAGUCCGUUGAUUCCCGAGACAAGCUUGGUGGUUGAAGAGGGUGCGAGAGAAACUCUGCGCCUUCUGAUUAGCGGUUCAAGCCCCAUGAUCACGCAGUCGAUUGGCAUGUUCCCUGUUGUACUGAGUAGCGCAGACGAGAAGCAAAGUGCCAUUGUUGCUGGAAGCAGGGGUCUGUACAGCGGGAUCAGGGAUGUUGAUGCUUUUUCGAGCGCGGUUGUGGCUGGAAGCAGGGGUCUAUACAGCGGAAUUAGGGAUGUUGAUGCAUUUUCGAGCAGAGGUCUCGCUGCCAUGGGAUUGUUCUCCCUAUCCGGUAGAUCUGCAGUGGAGAGUGCAGCGAAGAGUUGUGAUAUUACCAACGUUUUAGAUGUUCCACUGAACGGAUCUAACAGCCUUGGUGAAUCAAACGCAGAUGUUGAUGAUUCCCUUUCAGAGAAUGCCAGAAAAACAGGUUGAUGAUGGUGGAUGUUUUCAGUUGUCGAUUCGUCUCCGUCUGUUCGUAGGAAGAGUAGAUAUAUGCCGCAGGUUUUUCCGUAUUUUGAUCGAAAUAAGUUCCCCACCCCCCAAAUUGGGGUUUUUGAUGCCUUCGAUGCUCUCCGUUUCCACUUCUGUAGUUGGGCAUCUUGAAAAUGUAGACGUCAAAGGCUACUUUUGUUAUUUCGGUAGUUGUUAAAUGUGAAUGAAGUUUGUAUUUCUUU